AUGUCUUCAAACGCUGAAUACGUUUUAUCCAAAGUAGAUAAUUUAAUUAAUUGGGCUCGCCAAGGAUCUCUGUGGCCCAUGACAUUUGGUUUAGCCUGUUGCGCAGUUGAGAUGAUGCACACAGGGGCGGCUCGUUACGAUUUGGAUCGUUUUGGUAUUAUUUUUCGCCCAAGCCCUAGGCAGUCCGACGUUAUGAUCGUCGCUGGGACAUUAACCAACAAAAUGGCACCGGCUUUACGCAAAGUUUAUGACCAAAUGCCCGAACCGCGUUGGGUUAUUUCGAUGGGAAGUUGUGCAAAUGGAGGGGGUUACUACCAUUAUUCCUACUCAGUUGUCCGAGGGUGUGACCGAAUUCUCCCAGUUGAUAUUUAUGUUCCAGGGUGCCCUCCAACGGCUGAAGCUCUUUUGUAUGGAAUUUUACAGUUACAGAAAAAAAUUCAUCAAAAUAAGAAUACGGUUCUCUGGUAUACUCAGUAG
Messenger RNA from Bathycoccus prasinos, 477 nucleotides. The record is from the annotation of a RefSeq genome assembly. Lineage: Eukaryota; Viridiplantae; Chlorophyta; Mamiellophyceae; Mamiellales; Bathycoccaceae.